AUGAAAACCGUCUUCAAGCUUGUCAAGUACUACUCUUAUGGUUACCUUGCCACUGAGGAAUCGAAGGCGAUACGAUCGCCCACGAGCUGCUUCGAUUCACUAUGCACAUCUUCGUUUCACUGCGGCAGCGCCAAAGCGUUGUUGCACUGGUCUCGCCAGCCACAGCAGUUCGGCUAUAAAAUAAAAUUGCAAAUACUCAACUGGCACAAUUGCAACUUAGCCACCGUAGUAAACGCGGAUACGAAUUUACUUAGAGACUUCGAAAUGCUGCAUCAAUCUAAGCGCACGCGUUGCGCACGGCCGCGGACGUUAACCGCGUUUAUUUUUAUAGUCUUCUGCUGCAUUGAUGCGUCCAGCGGGUAUGGCCAUUACGGCGGUGGUGGCGGUUAUGGCGGCGGCGGAGGUGGUGGCGGUGGUGCAGGCGCAAGUAGUUCCGCCUCCGCAAGUGCAAGCAGUUUUGCCUCAGCUGGUGCUGGUGCUCACGGUGGUAGCUGGGCGAGUGAUAACACAAUUGGUGGCGGUGGCGCUUCCAGCGGCGUUGGUAGCAAUCCAUUUUUGACAGGUAAAGGUGCGGGAAGCCCCGGCGGCCUAACAAUAUCAAUUAACAGAGAGGGCAGCGGAUUAAUAGGUGGUUUGCUCAAUGGCUUAGGAAAACUACAUGGCGGUGUUAUUGGUGCACUUGGCGGUGGAGGUGCAGGUGCUGGUGGCGGUGGAGUUGGUGGAGGUGGAGGCGGCGCUGGUGGAGGUGGCGGUGCUGGUGGCGGCGGUGGUGGUGGUGGAGCAGGUGGUGGCGCUGGAGCAGGAGGUGGCGCUGGAGCAGGUGGUGGCGCUGGAGCGGGUGGUGGUGCUGGAGCCGGUGGAUUUGGUGGUUUCGGUUCAGGCUGUGCUAGCGGUAGAUGCGGUAGGCCAAACAGUGGCGGUUAUGGCAGUGGCGGUGGCGGCAGUGGCUGUAGUGGCCCAUCCUGUGGCAAUGGUGGUGGUGCUGGAAAACCCAUUUCACCGCCGAGCUCUAUUUAUCUACCGCCUGUACAAUCUCCUGGUGGACAAAGUGGAGGCUGUCAGAGCGGAAGUUGUGGACGACCUGGCUCGCCUGGUAGUCCAGGAGGAUUAGGUGGUCCCGGCGGUUUUGGCGGUUCCGGUGGAACUGGAGGUAUUGGAGGAGCUGGUGGAUUUGGAGGAUCUGGUGGAUUUGGAGGAGCUGGCGGAUUUGGAGGAUCUGGUGGUUUUGGAGGAUCCGUUGGACACGGAGGCAGUGGUGGAGCACCUGGCGCACCCGGCAGCCCGGGCGGUUCUGGAUAUCCAGGUGGACCCGGAGGGGGCUUUGGUGGUUUUGGUGGUGCUGGUGGUCAUGGUUUUGCUGGUGGCGCUGGUAGUGCUGGCGGGCCUGGUAGUCCUGGCGGGCCUGGUGGUCCUGGUGCACCUGGUAGUUCUGGUGGUCCUGGCGGUUCUGGUGGCUAUGGUGGUUCUGGUGGCUAUGGUGGUAAAGGUGGUUACGGUGGCGCUAGCGGAAUUGGCAGUGGAGGACACGGUUCUCGAUUCCCAGGCGGUUCUGGUAGCCCUGGUAGUUCUGGUGGUCAAGGUUUUCCUGGGGGACCUGGUGGUUCAGGUGGUUCCGGCGGCUUUGGAGGCUCUGGAGGACACGGGAGCUCUGGUGGUAGUGGCGGAUUCGGUGGUAGCGGUGGAUUUGGUGGUAGCGGCGGAUUUGGUGGUAGUGGCGGAUUUGGUGGCUCAGGUGGACACGGUGGAGGCAGCCCUGGUGCUCCAGGAGGACCCGGAUAUCCGGGCGGCCCUGGUAGCCCUGGUGGUUCAGGUUAUCCUGGUGGCUCAGGAGGUCCAGGUAGCCCUGGUGGACCUGGUGGCUUAGGCGGCCCAGGUGGCUCUGGUGGUUUUGGCGGCUCAGGCGGACAUGGUGGUUCAGGUGGUUUUGGUGGUAGCGGCGGUGGUGGCAGUAGUGGUGCUGAACCUGGCACGCCAGGUGGACCGCCGAGUUUUGGCUGGUCAGGUGAAUUAGGAGGGCCACAAGUUCCAGGUUCAGGUGGUACUGGUUGUACGAGUGGCAGUUGCGGUAGUUCGAAGCCUUAUGGUGGCAGUGGUGGCAAUGGCGGUAUCAUCUUUGGACUCUCUGGCUUAGACUCAGCAAGUGCUCACAGUGGAGCGAGCGCAUCAGCGAACGCAGGAGCAGGCAGCGGUAGUCAUGCAUUUGGACUGCCUGGUUCGGGCGGAGGAGGUACUGGAGGCGGCUGUGGCAGUGGCAGCUGUGGUGGCGGCUGCGCUAGCGGCAAAUGUGGUGGGGGUGGCGGCGGCAAAAGGGGCUAUGGCAGCUCGUGGAGUACCGCCGGCUCCUAUGCCAGCGCCUCAGCCAGCGCACACUCUAGCAGCUUUGCGGGAGGCUAUUAAGUAAAUGGGAAGACGUAUUUAGCAAUAGUUGUAGUUUUACUGCUCAUUAUCGUUUGUAUGGAGGAAUGUACAACAUUUGUAAAUAUGUAUUAAUUAAUUAAGAAGCCAUAUGAUAUUUUAAUUAUAUAAAUUUUUAAUAAAAU
Messenger RNA from Anastrepha ludens (Mexican fruit fly), 2540 nucleotides. RefSeq names its product loricrin-like. Bases 1 to 2397 code for a protein of 798 amino acids. Lineage: Eukaryota; Metazoa; Arthropoda; Insecta; Diptera; Tephritidae. The transcript is spliced from 3 exons. The record is from RefSeq and is a predicted model, not a curated record.